AUGACGCUGAAGCGCAAGGCCUCCUUCUCGACCAUCCUCUCCCCUCGCUCCUCGACAUCCUUCUACGACCACAAUGUCUCUCCCAUCCCUUGCUCGCUCGACGACGCCAUGGUCAUAGACGAGACACCCCAGCAUCUCCACAGUCGGACCAGGAAGCGGUUCAGGAACGACCGUCCGGACGAGCAGGCUGUCUAUGAUAACACCCUCCGCUGGCUCUUCUCUGCACAAAAGCACAUUGAUAACACUGAAGUUCACCCGAUGGCGUCUACAAGCAACGAUGAUGGACCUGACGAGGCUGAACCAAGCACACCCUCACUGGCCGACUCGGUCGCUUCUUCGAUGAAACCUGACCCGUCGCAGAGGACGCUACACCAUUUCUUCCGGCCUGCUUCUGCGCCUGCCCGCGUGUCCUCGUCGGAUGGCCAUACUGGGUCAAACACGAACACGACACUGUCGACGCCGACCAACGCAGCGUCCCAGGCGUCGUCUUCUCGCACCUCUUCAUCUAUAUGGUCCGCUGAUGCAUCCGCAUCUCUCUCGCCUAACCCCAGUGCUGGCGCUGGUCCUGGCGUUAAUGCCGGUGAAAGCGAUGAUGUCGAUAUGGAUAUGGGCGUUGAGACGUUUACCGCCAGCGCCACAGCAUUGACUCCCGCUUACCAGCAAAGGGCCUGGAUGGAUGGGAAAGACAUGACUCCGCCUGUUAGAUGUUAUUAUCUACUCAGCUAG
Molecule: messenger RNA, 726 nt
Organism: Arthroderma uncinatum
Lineage: Eukaryota; Fungi; Ascomycota; Eurotiomycetes; Onygenales; Arthrodermataceae
Exons: 2
Coding region: 1-726 (241 amino acids)
Source: RefSeq, a predicted model, not a curated record